Messenger RNA from Xylaria bambusicola, 6513 nucleotides. RefSeq lists its product as uncharacterized. Gene Ontology annotation, molecular function: guanyl-nucleotide exchange factor activity; protein binding. NCBI's taxonomy places the organism in Eukaryota, Fungi, Ascomycota, Sordariomycetes, Xylariales, Xylariaceae. The transcript is spliced from 3 exons. Bases 396 to 6371 code for a protein of 1991 amino acids. The record is from RefSeq and is a predicted model, not a curated record. Gene Ontology annotation, cellular component: cytoplasm.
AGAAAUUCCUGAAAACCUUCCGCAUGUUCCAAGCUGGCUGCCCAUGGUGUCCAUAGCACACCUGGUGCGCAUGGUCCCCCCCCACCUCUACACACCCACGCCCAGCACAUACGUGAUCAGUGGCUGCUGUAUCGUUGGCUGCUCCAUUGGCCCUCCGUCCCGUUGACCCAUUGAUUGGCACUGGCAUAUUCGCAUUGGCACUCGACCGAACCUUGUAAGCCUCCAACCAAAAGCUUGAGGCCCAUGAAUCCCCUAGCCGUCAGUGCUUAUUCGACAACGUGUGUAGCAUCAAACGCGAUUUGUGGCUCGGCCGUCCGCUCGUUUUUGCCUGACCUGCGACGUGCUGUACAUGACCCAUUAAUGGUCGCCGUCACACUGUCCUGGCCGCCGCCAGAAUGGACGCCGGCAAUCGUGAAGACGAGGACCGCUGCCUUGGUGCGACGUUGCCCACCCGCAAUUUUGGAGCCCCGUCGUCUACCCCCAGGCGUCCUCUGCGAUACCACCAUCAGCGUCCCCAUCAACACUACUACCCGUUCGGGCAGAAGCACGAGAACGGGCAUGAUCACACCCAUGACCAUACCAACGCCCACGCCCAUGCUCACGAUCACGCCCACAGCCGCGAUUUCUUGCCACAACAAAUAUUCUUCCCUGAUCCUCAUCCUCAAUCACCUGGCACCGCCGCUGUCGGUGCCCCUAGUGCCACCUCUCUCACAGCUACGGCCACAUCGAUCACCCUCGAUGACUCCCUGCUCGAGUCUCAUGCCGCACACAAUCAAGACGCCAUCCAUGCAAACGCGGCGGCGAGCAUUGAGUCCAACGGUCUCUUCAACCCCGACGACUUCUACCGAAUUCAUCUCGACGGCUUGAUGGCUUCGACCUUGCCCCCUCCGAGGCAUAGUCGAGAUGCCCCGUUGCGAUCUAACGGAAGCGGCCCGGCUUCCAGGCCGGUACGUCCUGGCGUGAGACCAUCUGUCCGCUCUGUAUCAGCUCCUGUAGAAGAAGGCGUAUCCACUAGCACCGGAAGAUCAAGACCUGCCGCUCCAAACACGUGGAACAACCGCAGUCUACACAAACCUAGCGUGAAAGAUUUGACGAAGAAAUUCGACCAAGGUGCUACACAUACGACCACUAGCACCCCUCGUAAAACAACUCCACGCAUCCCAUCUCGAGAGACAUCGCGGUCCGGAUCUAACGGUCAACCAUCUUACGCCACCGGCCGGUCGUCCGCUAGUGGAUCUUCCGUGGGUACAUCGACCUCAACAUCGCCAGCGAGGCGGCCUACACAACGGCGACGAACUGGGCCCGAUAAUAACCCAUCUAGCAGUUCUCAAUCCUUUGCAAAUCGCAUAGCUAAACCUCGAAGUACCGUUAGUGCCUCUUCACAAGCUUCAAAGUCGAUGACCAAUUUGGCUCCUGUGCCUUCCUCAGAUUCCGUUCCGGCGUUGCCUCAAUCCCGUAGUCUGCUUUUUGGGGAAGUAAAGCCUGCUGAGUUACAUGCUGGGCUAGCCGGCCACGGAAUUGAUGGCAUACCUGCUGCAAAAGCUUCUGCCUCAAAUGCCAAUAGUGCCCUCGGGCGUCGUCAGCGAAGCUUUUCACACACUGAUGCGGAGCCUUCCUCGCCAAGUGAUUGGUAUCGAAGUGUGGCAGGUGAUCCGGGAGGCACAGGUGCCGUCGAUGCGGAUGUAAUACAUAACGCCCCAAAACACGUUCGAUCGCGGAGCGAGCUGGGUUUCACGAAUCCAGUUCAACAGCAGUCUAAGGCUACUCGGUCCUCACGACCGAAACCCACCUUAGAUACCUCAGUUUCACCCUCAACCUCUAGAAUACCUGUUUCUGUUCGCAAAUAUAGUACCCCUUCGAGCUCAUCCAGUCCAAAUUCAACGCGGUCUAAUUCGCCUUCUACCGUUAGGAAACCUUUUCCUCACGGCAAAAAAAUCAAUGCCACUCAGAAUCAAGGAGCCAAAACACCCUCACCAUUGGCAACACCGGCCAUCAAACGCCAAAAUAGACCAGGUGCGAUAUCUGCUAACGGAAGCACCAGGCUUAAUGCCUAUAUAUCAGCACCUCUACCGAAAUUAUCACCCCCACUUAGAAGUUCACGACCUCGGCAACCAGUCUCAUCAGCGUCUACCAUAAGUUCAAGAGUGAAGGCAAUCGAAAGGGACAAAUCUCCAAGUAAGAGAGAUCCCAAGGCCAAUGCAAAAGGAAACGAACCAGCUACGCGCCGAAGAAAAAUCUCAUUGGGCCCGAUAGACUACGAAUCACGGAGGGAACAGAUCAAGCUUUCAUAUACCAAAUCUCUUCGAGAAAACGAGGCUCGAGCAGUGUCUAGGAAGGCUGCUCAAGAAAAGAAAAGGAAAGCAGAGGAAGAAGCUAGGGCAUUGGCUGCUGCUGAAGCUCUAAAACAUGAAGAAGAAGUGCAGAUAAAAUUGGUAGAGCCUGACGAAAUUAUUGCAGCCACGAAACCUGUAGGUGUGCGGACGAUCACACCCGAAUUAAUAAUAGAGAAAACUGGAACGGCGGAGGCGGAUACAUCAGGCCUUCCACCGUUACAGACUGUAAUGACAAAGGUUGGGGUUAAUGAGGUGCCUAUUUCUUCCGCUAAUACGGGAUGUGAGAUGGAUUCCGCAAUGCUUGGUAUGCCCGGAAGCUUUCCUGGUGCGGAAGUUACUGGAGACGAUGAAGCGCCUCCUUCAGCAGUAUCAAACACCACAGAAUUUGAUGCAGAACCACAGACGGAUCCACCAGUACAAGAAUUUCCCAUGGUUAACACUGAAGGCCCAGGUGGCAUUAAUGGCUAUCACCAAACCAUUAGCCAAAAGUCAGAAUAUCGGUCUCCAUUCGACGACGAACCUGCCGCUGAUGAUGACUUAUCUAUCAAAAUAGCACUGGAUACUUCGACAGAAUUGUUGACUACACCAGGUGAUGUGUCUGAGCCUAACGGUGGUGUCAACUCAAGCCAGGGAGCAUCUACUACGGAUCAAGAGGCAUACGAAGCCAAGCCUUUGCAUUCACCAUUCUACGAAACGAAAGUAACGAUACUUGGGGGUGAUGCUGAUUUCCCACCUCCAACCAUCGAGACUGCUUCGGCUCCCGAGCAACAAGAUGCCGAAAGCAGUAAUGAACAGGAUCAUGUAUAUAUCGGAUCCAUUACGAUCCCCGAUACGAAUCUGACUCAGACGACUGCUGAACAGACAGAGCCGAGUUCAGGCCUUAGUGAGAUUGCUGAAUUCUUUGUCGGUCCUACAAUUAACCAUCAAGGACAACUACAAAGUUUCACUGACUCCAAGGUAUAUGGUGAUGCGGAGGUUGAUAAAAUGACUAGCGUUCAACAAGAGUCAGACAAUCCGGUCUAUUCUCUUGAUUCCGAAAGCACACUAGCGACAUACACCAGCUUGACUGUCCCGCGCACAUCUGAAUCCAUAAACCGGGCAAGUCAAACAUCUGUGUGGACUGAUUUCUCUAUGAAUAGUCAGGACUCAAGCUCAGGGUACAACCCGAUAGAUCAUGACUCUCAGAGAGUAGCAUUUACAUGGCGAGAGGAGCUUGCUGAUUCGGAAACGGAAUCGAGAUCGGAGUCGUACCGCUUCAACCAUACCUCAAUGGCAAUUAUGCGCAGUCGCGAUGUAUCCCCCCGUGGCACUUAUCAGGAACCAGACGUAUAUGAGUCGCAACAUCAGCUCCCAGAGAUUGAUACAGGUGAGGAGUUCGGCGCAGCAAUUUUGAGUUCUAAGAAUAGUAUGGGCUCAGCUGCUAUUCCAGUGCUUCCUAGUCACGCUCCCCCUCCUCCACCUUCUGAUGACGCUUCUUUCCAUGAUGUGAUGACCUCCGCACCGCCAAGCGAAUACUAUGAUGAUACGAGACCUAACAGCUAUGUGGAUAAUGAAAAGGACGAUCAAAGGCUAGUUCUGGUUGAUUCACUCAAACGGGACAGCGAUUGCUUUGCCCCCACGGAUUCAGCUUCGCGAUCCAUUGAUCAAGGAUCGUUCACCACUUCCGAAGACCAUGAGCCACAAUUCAAUUCCUCUCAAUUGACAAGCCAACAAACCCUUGUAGAGAGCAUCAAUGUUGAACAAACAAUUGAUCUUCCUGCGAAGGAAAGAAAACGACUAUUUACCCGUCUUGAAACCAUCAAAGAGCUCAUAGACACCGAGACUUUCUUUAUUAGAGACAUGAACAUCGUUGAGGAGAUAUAUAAGGGCACAGCCGAAGCUUGCCCAAAACUUGACGACAAGACCAUCAAGCUCAUUUUCCGCAAUACGGACAAGAUCAUUCAAUUUCAUUCUGCGUUCCUAGUUGAACUAAAAGAGGGAGUCUCGAGUGUAUACGUACCUCGGACACAUCGUCAUGUGCACAAAGACGCAGUCGGUUCUGGCGAUGGUCCAACUCUAACAAGAGCGCCCACGGCCGCCUCUGCCCAAGUGAACGAUGAUAAGGAUCGGGAGACUCUAUUAGGCCCGAUUUUCACUCGCAACAUCGAAAACAUGAAACAAGUCCACGAAACUUUCCUCAAGAAUAGUGAUCAUGCAUCGAAGCAACUAAUUCAAAUUCAGGAGGACCCAACAGUUCAAGUUUGGUUGAAUGAGUGCAACGAGGUGGCAAGAGAGCUGACAAGAGCCUGGAAUCUGGAUUCGCUGCUCAUCAAACCGAUGCAAAGGAUAACGAAGUAUCCGAAUUUGCUUAUCCAACUGCUUCAUGAGACGCCUGCCGACCAUCCGGAUCGUACAUCUCUAGAGGCCGCGAAAGUGGCCGUAGAAAAUGCCAUUGAGGAGAUCAACAAGACUAAAAAGAACUUCGAAUUGGUCGGGCAGAUCGUUAGCCGAAGACGUAAGGAAUCUGAUGUCAAAGUCGGCUUCGCGAGGGCAUUUGGCAAGAGGGUUGACAGAUUACAACCCGCAAGCAAUAAACCCUCGGAAGAUGCCGAGUACCUCAAGCUACAUGAGAAAUUCGGAGAUGACUACCUUCGUCUACAGGUCGUUCUGAGAGAUGUCGAGUUCUACACCAGACAAGUUACAGAACAUGUCCAUGAAUUCCUACAAUAUCUUUCUUCCAUGGAAUUAGUCAUGCGCAUCCAGCCCUCACCUCAUCCCGAGAUUGAAAGCAAGUGGGUUCGCUUUAACGUGUCUAUGAGAGACCUUGAGAAGAUUGCUUUGGAGCAGCAUCUCUCACAAGUGCGAAAACAAGUCAUUGAGCCUUUUGAGCUUGUCAUCAAAUCAUAUAGCAACCCAUCCCUUGCGAUGAAAAAAAGAUCCAAGCGCCGCGUUGACUAUGAAAAAUUUGUCCAGCUUCAAAAGAGCGGCAAGAAAGUCGACAAGCAAUUGUCAGACCUCGUCGAGCAAUACGAAGCACUAAAUGAAGCUUUGAAGAAGGAACUCCCCAAACUUUCAUCGCUUACUGAAAAGGUUGGCAAUAUUUGCCUUGGAAACUUCGUCAAUAUUCAAGCUCAGUGGUAUUCUAUAUGGAAGGAGAAGGUUAAGAUGGUUCUCGAGGACACCAAUAGUAUUCCAGAGUUCUCAGACAUUGUUUCAACCUUCUUCCAGGAUUAUAAAUUCCAAGAUGAACAGAUCAACGCAAUUGGAAUAAUCAACCCAGCCUCCAAAGGUCGGCCAUCACACUCGACUAGCGUUGAUGAAGUGUCUUCAAGAUUCCGACUCCGGCCCGCAGAGCGGUCUCCCCGUCACCGUGGGUUAUCUUUGAAUAGCGAUAUAGCCCCGAGUCUACCAACACCUGAUUUCGUAAAACGCCACAGCGGCCAGUUCGCGGCUUCACCAUCUAUACCUUCGACAUCAAGCCCCAACCAGUAUUAUCGAGACUAUUAUACCGGCGUCAAUGGACAUACACGCCCACCUUCCGAUUCGCCCAAAGCUCCUGAAUUCCCCUUGAUCUCUCGAUCAAUAGGCACGCCGCCAGCCCGACCGGGCACUAGUCAGAGCCACGACUCCAACGGCCUAGUCAGGCAGAGUGCGGAGUCAAACUCACAAGGGAGGGGCUACUCCAACUCAGCGCAACCCUCACCUUACCAGGGGUCAGAGAGUCACCGUUUCUCGGGCCUUUUCCAAUCUGCCCUUCCCAUGUCGGAUACACAGGAGCCUCAUCUGCGACGAUCUCAAGUCUCCUCUCGAGCUUCCUCCCGCGAACGUCAGCCCAUUAAUGGAUAUAAUGUCCUCUGGCUUGCCGCUUCACUCUUCGAAUUCAACAUACAUACUACUAAACAUGAGGCCGGCUAUCCCUACCUCACGUAUCAAGCAGGCGAGAUUUUUGAUGUCAUUGCCGAAAAGGGCGAACUUUGGCUCGCCAAAAACCAAGAUGAUCCUAAUAACUUAGUUGGCUGGUUAUGGUCAAAGCAUUUUGCUAAGCUAGCAGAUGACUAGGUCCUCAGUCAUAAUCGAAUUUAUGCUACGUCAACCACCUGCCCAACAAUUACUGGCACGGUCGUAUCUUAUUCACUAAUUAUGGACGACACAUUUACCUCUUCCUGAAACUGAAAACUCGAUCUCUUUUUUUUUUUUUUUU